Messenger RNA from Xiphias gladius (swordfish), 517 nucleotides. It is a transcript of the gene atp5pf, whose product is annotated as ATP synthase peripheral stalk subunit F6. Lineage: Eukaryota; Metazoa; Chordata; Actinopteri; Istiophoriformes; Xiphiidae. The record is from RefSeq and is a predicted model, not a curated record. Gene Ontology annotation, molecular function: proton transmembrane transporter activity. Bases 3 to 446 code for a protein of 147 amino acids. The transcript is spliced from 4 exons. Gene Ontology annotation, biological process: proton motive force-driven ATP synthesis.
AUAUGCGCCGCGCUGCGCGUGGGACGCAACGUUUUGACGUCCGCGAACGCCUCCCGGUCGUUCCCAUAAUCCACGGCGGCUCCUCCACAUUUGGAUCUUGCGCUGUGAGUGUCAAACCCAAGAUGGCACUUCACCGGUUAUUCCAGCUGUCCUCCGUGCUGCGCUCCGCCGUGAGCCUGACUCUGCGUAGGAACAUCGGCAUCUCCGCUGUCCUCUUCAACCGGGCCAAGGAGCUCGACCCCGUCCAGAAGCUGUUCCUGGACAAGAUCCGUGACUACAACACCAAGAGCAAGACUUCUGGUGGCAUUGUGGACGCAGGGCCCGCGUACCAGAAGAACCUGUCUGAAGAGGUAACCAAACUACAGAGGCUAUAUGGUGGAGGAGACUUCACCAAGUUCCCCGACAUCAAAUUCUCAGAGCCCAAGCUCGAUGAAGUGGCCAAGUGAACGCUGUCCAUGUUGUAUAUCUCCUACAUGUCACCAAUAUGUUGUAUUUAAUAAAAAGAUAGUGAAUUGAA